This is a messenger RNA of Drosophila montana, 552 nucleotides long. RefSeq names its product protein Asterix. The record is from RefSeq and is a predicted model, not a curated record. Gene Ontology annotation, molecular function: protein folding chaperone. Lineage: Eukaryota; Metazoa; Arthropoda; Insecta; Diptera; Drosophilidae. Bases 98 to 424 code for a protein of 108 amino acids. The transcript is spliced from 3 exons. Gene Ontology annotation, biological process: protein insertion into ER membrane. Gene Ontology annotation, cellular component: endoplasmic reticulum membrane.
GAAUCGAUGUGGCAACGCUAACAUUCCCUUGCACUGCUCAAGAGAAAUUUUAGUUUUUUCACCUAAUUUGACCGACAUCAAUAAAAAUUAAUUGAAAAUGAGCUACAUUGUGGAUCCACGUCGGAAAGAGAAAAUCAAUCGCUACAAGGCACCCAAGAACCAAGGACAAGGCGGUGGCGCCAAUGAGGACAUGAUGCCGGAUUAUAUGAAUAUUCUGGGAAUGAUUUUCUCCAUGUGCGGUCUGAUGAUGAAGCUUAAGUGGUGCGCCUGGUUUGCCCUCUACUGCUCUUGCAUCAGCUUUUCCAGCUCGCGGGCAAGUGACGAUGCCAAACAGGUUCUGUCUUCCUUUAUGUUAAGUGUAAGUGCUGUGGUCAUGUCAUAUUUGCAAAAUCCCGCGGCAAUGACGCCGCCAUGGGCGUCGUAACAAAGAAUACACAAUAUUGGUUUCCUGCUAGUUUAAUGAAUGGAACUUUAUUAUUCUCCAAAAACUCAAAUGACAGUUGAUUGGGCGUAGAAAGAGUUGAAUAAAUUAACCACAGGAGUUUGUAUAAA